Messenger RNA from Coregonus clupeaformis (lake whitefish), 10100 nucleotides. RefSeq names its product voltage-dependent L-type calcium channel subunit alpha-1D. Bases 355 to 6795 code for a protein of 2146 amino acids. Gene Ontology annotation, biological process: calcium ion import across plasma membrane. The record is from RefSeq and is a predicted model, not a curated record. Gene Ontology annotation, molecular function: high voltage-gated calcium channel activity. NCBI's taxonomy places the organism in Eukaryota, Metazoa, Chordata, Actinopteri, Salmoniformes, Salmonidae. The transcript has 49 exons. Gene Ontology annotation, cellular component: voltage-gated calcium channel complex; membrane.
ACGAGGGUGCUCUGUUCUCCCUCGCGCACACUCUCCUGUCUCAUGCUUUCCACGAUCAACAUGGAAGGGCUUAAUUAAUGCCCCUGCCCUCAAGCUAAUGAAUUUUAAAUCGCCGUUUGAGACUGGACUUAAGUUAAAGCACUGGACUUUCCCUACAGAGUGGAUAACGCUGAGGUAUCUGCCGAAUAAUAAGUCUUCAGAAAAGAGGCAAAUUAUGCCAGCAGCACCAGAGUCCCUUCCCCUGGUGACGUGCCAGCCCAUUGGUCAGACCGCCCUGUGCCCCUCCUCUAGUCCCGCCCUCUAUCCUGGCAGAUCCAUGCUGCUGGACACGCCCCACAGAGCCACUCCCACACCAUGAGCGCCAACGGGCCCGCCUCUGCCCCGGCAGCCCCAGCUGCAACCCCAGUCGCCCCGCCGGUGCCCAGUCCGGUAGCUGUCCCUCCGGCUGCCCCGGUCCCGGUGCCGACCGUCCCGGUGGGCGCGUUGGCACAGAAGAAGCGGGCGCAGUACGCCAAAAGCAAGAAGCAGGGCAGCAACGCCAACACCAGGCCUGCCAGGGCCCUGUUCUGCCUCAAACUCAACAAUCCCAUACGAAGAGCCUGCAUCAGCCUGGUAGAGUGGAAGCCAUUUGAUAUCUUUAUAUUAAUUGCUAUUUUUGCCAACUGUAUGGCCUUAGCUGUGUACAUCCCCUUCCCUGAGGAUGACUCCAACUCCACAAACCAUGACCUGGAAACGGUAGAACAUGUCUUCCUUGUCAUUUUCACUAUCGAGACCUUUCUGAAGAUUAUCGCCUACGGUUUAGUGGCGCACCAGAACGCGUAUGUGAGAAACGGAUGGAACAUGCUGGAUUUUGUCAUCGUCGUUGUUGGGCUGUUCAGUGUUGUCCUGGAGCUUUUGACCAAAGACUCUGUUGAGACAAAGGAGGAGGCGGGUGCGGCUGCGGCUGCGGCGGAGGCUGCGGCUGCAGCCGCAGCGCUCCACCCCUCCGCCCACGGCCACGGGGGAAAGUCGGGCGGCUUCGACGUCAAAGCCCUCCGAGCAUUCCGUGUGCUGCGACCCCUACGCCUGGUCUCAGGAGUGCCCAGUUUACAGGUUGUGUUGAACUCCAUAAUUAAAGCCAUGGUCCCUCUCCUCCACAUCGCCCUGCUGGUCCUGUUUGUCAUCAUUAUCUACGCCAUCAUCGGCCUGGAGCUCUUCAUUGGCAAAAUGCAUGCUACCUGCUUCUUCCCCAGCACAGGCAUGAUAGCGGAGGACGAGCCGGCUCCGUGUGCGAUCUCAGGGCAUGGGCGCCAAUGUCCCAUCAAUGGCACCGAAUGCAGGGAGGGCUGGCACGGCCCCAACGACGGCAUCACCAACUUUGACAACUUCCUUUUUGCCAUGCUGACCGUGUUCCAGUGUAUCACCAUGGAAGGCUGGACGGACGUGCUUUACUGGAUGAAUGAUGCUAUGGGUCUAGAGCUUCCAUGGGUCUACUUUGUAUCUCUGGUCAUCUUCGGCUCCUUCUUUGUUCUGAACCUGGUUCUGGGAGUGUUGAGCGGAGAGUUCUCCAAGGAGAGAGAGAAGGCCAAGGCUCGUGGAGACUUUCAGAAACUGCGAGAGAAGCAACAGCUGGAGGAGGACCUGAAGGGCUACCUGGACUGGAUCACUCAGGCUGAGGACAUCGACCCGGACAACGAGGACGAGGAGGGCUACGAGGAGGGCAAACGCAACCGGGUGACUCUGGCUGACCUCACAGAGAAGAAGAAAGGAAGCAGGUUUGGGUGGUUCAGCCAGUCCUCCGACACUCAUGCGAGUAUACCAGCCAGUGAGACGGAGUCAGUGAACACAGAGAAUGUGGCUGAGGAUGAGGUGAAGACACCGUGCUGUGGACCUUUUUGCCAAAUAAUUUCAAAGUCAAAGUUCAGUCGGCGCUGGCGUCGCUGGAACAGGUUCUGCCGCAGGAAGUGCCGGGUGGCGGUGAAAUCGGUGCCUUUCUAUUGGCUGGUGAUCAUCCUGGUGUUUCUCAACACGCUCACCAUCUCCUCAGAGCACUACAACCAGCCUGACUGGCUCACACAAGUACAGGACGUGGCAAACAAGGUUCUGCUGGGCAUGUUUACGUGUGAGAUGAUGACCAAGAUGUACAGUCUGGGCCUGCAGGCCUACUUUGUGUCCCUUUUCAACCGAUUUGACUGCUUCGUGGUGUGUGGAGGCAUCACCGAGACCAUCCUGGUGGAGCUGGCCAUCAUGUCUCCUCUGGGCAUCUCUGUGUUCCGCUGUGUCCGCUUGCUCAGGAUCUUCAAGGUCACACGUCACUGGCAGUCUCUCAGUAACUUGGUGGCGUCGCUGCUGAACUCCAUGAAGUCCAUCGCCUCCCUGCUCCUCCUCCUCUUCCUCUUCAUCAUCAUCUUCUCCCUGCUGGGCAUGCAGGUGUUCGGAGGCAAGUUCAACUUCGACGAGACACAGACCAAGAGGAGCACCUUCGAUAACUUCCCCCAGGCACUGCUCACUGUGUUUCAGAUCCUGACAGGUGAAGACUGGAACGCUGUGAUGUAUGACGGCAUCAUGGCGUACGGCGGCCCUUCUUCCUCAGGGAUGAUCGUCUCAUUCUACUUCAUUAUCCUCUUCAUCUGCGGAAACUACAUCCUGCUGAACGUCUUCUUGGCUAUUGCUGUGGACAACCUGGCAGACGCAGAGUCUCUCAACGCUCCAAGAGACAAAAAGGACGAGAAAAAGGAAGAGGCACCAGUGGAGGAGGAAGAGGACAAUGCUGCAGCGGAGGAGGAGGAGGAGGAGCCGGAGGUUCCAGCAGGGCCACGCCCAGCCAUCUCUGAGUUGGUCAAGAAGGAGAAGAUCACCCCCAUCCCUGACGGCAGUGCUUUCUUCAUCUUCAGCAAGACUAACCCGAUCCGGGUGGGAUGUCAUAAACUCAUCAACCACCACAUCUUCACCAACCUCAUCCUGGUCUUCAUCAUGCUCAGCUCUGUCUCCCUCGCUGCAGAGGACCCCAUACGCAACUUCUCCGCACGCAACAUCGUCCUAGGCUAUGCAGAUUAUGUCUUCACUAGUAUGUUUACAUUUGAGAUCAUGUUAAAGAUGACCACAUACGGAGCGUUCCUCCAUAAAGGAGCGUUCUGUAGGAACACUUUCAACCUGCUGGAUCUGCUGGUGGUGGGGGUCUCCCUGGUCUCCUUCUGCAUCCAGUCCUCUGCCAUCUCAGUGGUGAAGAUUCUGAGAGUCCUGCGAGUGCUCAGGCCCCUGAGGGCCAUCAACCGAGCCAAGGGCCUCAAGCACGUGGUCCAGUGUGUGUUUGUGGCCAUCAGGACCAUUGGUAACAUCAUGAUCGUCACCACGCUGCUGCAGUUCAUGUUCGCCUGCAUAGGAGUGCAGCUAUUCAAGGGGAAGUUUUACCGCUGCACAGAUGAAGCCAAGUCUAGCCCCGACGAAUGCAAGGGCACCUACAUCCUUUAUAAGGAUGGGGACGUGAACCAGCCAUUCGUCCAUAAGAGAGUGUGGCACAACAGCGAGUUCAACUUUGACAACGUGCUCAUGGCCAUGAUGGCUCUGUUCACUGUGUCUACCUUCGAGGGCUGGCCUUCGUUGCUCUACAAGGCCAUAGACUCAAACAGGGAGAACCUGGGUCCCAUCUACAACUACCGCAUCGAGAUCUCCAUCUUCUUCAUCAUCUACAUCAUCAUCAUCGCCUUCUUCAUGAUGAACAUCUUCGUGGGUUUCGUCAUCGUUACAUUUCAGGAGCAGGGAGAGAAAGAGUACAAGAACUGUGAGCUGGAUAAGAACCAGCGUCAGUGUGUGGAGUAUGCCCUGAAGGCCCGUCCAUUGAGGAGGUAUAUCCCUAAGAACCCCUACCAGUAUAAGUUCUGGUAUGUGGUCAACUCCACAGGGUUUGAGUACAUCAUGUUCGUCCUCAUCAUGCUCAACACACUAUGCCUGGCUGUGCAGCACUAUGGCCAGUCUGCAACAUUUAACUAUGUGAUGGACAUCCUCAACAUGGUCUUCACUGCUGUUUUCACUGCGGAGAUGGUGCUCAAACUCAUCGCCUUCAAACCCAGGCACUAUUUCACUGAUGCGUGGAACACGUUUGAUGCCUUAAUUGUAGUUGGUAGCGUCGUUGAUAUUGCUAUCACUGAAGUGAAUCCAACGGAGGCUCCUCAGUUGGAUGAGUCGGGGAACACGGAGGACAACGCUCGCAUCUCCAUCACCUUCUUCCGUCUGUUCCGAGUCAUGCGAUUGGUCAAGCUGCUGAGCAGAGGGGAGGGUAUCCGCACACUCCUGUGGACCUUCAUCAAGUCCUUCCAGGCUCUGCCAUAUGUUGCCCUUCUGAUCGCCAUGCUCUUCUUCAUCUAUGCUGUCAUUGGCAUGCAGGUGUUUGGGAAGAUAGCUAUGGUGGACGGCACCCACAUCAACAGGAACAACAACUUCCAGACCUUCCCUCAGGCUGUGUUGCUGCUCUUCAGGUGUGCCACGGGCGAGGCGUGGCAGGAGAUCAUGUUGUCGUGUGUUUCGGGAAAGCUAUGUGACCCAGAGUCGGACUACAACCCUGGGGAAGAGAUGACCUGUGGAGCCAGCUUCGCCUACAUCUACUUCAUCAGCUUCUACAUGCUCUGUGCCUUCCUGAUUAUCAAUUUGUUUGUGGCUGUCAUCAUGGACAACUUUGACUACCUUACUCGUGAUUGGUCCAUCCUGGGUCCUCACCACUUGGACGAGUUCAAGAGGAUCUGGUCUGAGUACGACCCAGAGGCCAAGGGCAGGAUUAAACAUCUGGACGUGGUCACUCUGCUCCGACGCAUCCAGCCUCCACUGGGCUUCGGCAAACUCUGCCCUCAUAGAGUGGCCUGCAAGAGACUGGUGGCCAUGAACAUGCCUCUAAACAGUGACGGCACCGUCAUGUUCAAUGCUACGCUAUUUGCAUUAGUACGCACCGCCCUGAAGAUCAAAACAGACGGUAAUCUGGAGCAGGCCAACGAGGAGCUGAGAGCCGUCAUCAAGAAGAUCUGGAAGAGGACCAGCAUGAAGCUGCUGGACCAAGUGGUGCCCCCUGCUGGUGAUGAUGAGGUAACCGUGGGGAAGUUCUAUGCCACCUUCCUGAUACAGGACUACUUUAGGAAAUUCAAGAAACGUAAAGAGGAGGGCCUGGUGGGGGUGCACGCCUCUCAGAACAACACAGCCAUCGCUCUUCAGGCUGGCCUUCGCACGCUACAUGAUAUUGGGCCUGAAAUUCGCCGAGCGAUAUCAUGUGACCUGCAAGAUGAGGAGCUAGUAGACUUUAUUCCAGAGGAGGACGAGGAGAUUUAUAGGCGCAAUGGUGGCCUGUUCGGUAACCACAUCAACCACGUGAACGGGGACCACCACCGGCGCUCAUCGGGGCCCCAGACCAACGCCACCCAGCGGCCCCUGCAGGUGCAGCCGCCUCCACACUAUGCCCACAUGGAGCAGCCGGUGGGGCGUCUCUGCCGGGCCAACGCCAUGUCCCACCCGCACCCCAAUCACCACCACCACCACAACUCCUCAUAUGGCAAGUCGCCCAAGUCCACCAACAUCAACCUGAACAACGCCAACAUGUCCAGUCUGCCCAACGGAGGAGGACACCACCACCGCUACUAUGAGCACACUCCGCCCCCAGCCAACGGUUACCCAGGACACCGCAGUGGCCCCUACCACACCGACUACGACAAGCCGCCACCUCGCGGCACGCCACAGGGACAAAGAAGGCGCUACUAUGAGACCUAUGUUAGGUCCCACCGGGGAGACGCCCGCCUUCCCACCAUCCGACGGGAGGAGGAGUUUGACGAUGACAGGUGCUCGGGAGAGUACUACAGCGGAGAGGAGUUCUACGAGGACGACAGCAUGUUGUCAGGAGACAGGAGGUCCUAUAAGGAAUACCUGGACAGGUACCAGAACAGUGACACGGAGUACGAGACUCCUAGAGGCUACCACCACCCCGACAGUUACUACAACGAUGACGAGCAACCCCUCUACCAAGACGGAAGGAGGUCACCUAAGAGACGGAUGCUUCCUGCCACGCCCCAAGGUCACAGGAGGCCCUCCUUCAACUUUGAGUGUCUGAGAAGGCAAGGCAGUCAGGAUGAGCUGCCACACACACACACUGCUCUACCACUGCACCUAAUGCAGCACCAGGUGAUGGCUGUAGCAGGGCUGGACUCCAGCAGAGCCCACCGUCUCUCCCCCUCCCGCUCCACCCGCUCCUGGGCCAGUCCACCCGCCACUUCGGCCAGUAAGGAGCAGUCGCCCAACUACACACCCCUCAUCCGCGUGGAUCACCCUGGACAAAGGGAGAGUGCCGCCAGCAGCCAGGUGUCUCUGAGGAAGAGCUCUUGGUACACAGACGACCCAGAGUACUCCCAGAGGACCUACUCCCCCAUCCAUCUCCAGGUGCCCCCAGAGUACCAGAUUAAUAUAGAGGCGAAAGAAACGCACACUGAGUACCGCCAGCAGCACCAUCAGAAGAGCGCCACUAGCUUGGUGGAGGCGGUGUUGAUAUCAGAGGGGCUCGGAAGAUACGCCAUGGAUCCAAAGUUCGUGGCCGCCACCAAGCACGAGAUAGCGGACGCGUGCGAGAUGACCAUCGACGAGAUGGAGAGCGCGGCCAGCCACCUGCUGAACGGUGGCAUGGCGCCGGCGGUUAACGGGGUCAACGUGUACCCUGUCAUGAGCGAGCGGAACUACGACCUCCAAGACGCCACAGCCAGUUAUAGUGACGAGGAGCCGGAGGUGGAGCUUAGAGUGCCGUACGAGGAGGACCUGGCAGACGAGAUGAUCUGCAUCACCACUUUAUAGCAACGUAGAAACUAACUACUAGCUGUAUGUACUCUACUUAAUAUAGACUACAGUACCGACAGUGGAAAACUCAAUGAGAAAUGCAUCUAUUGGCUUACAACCAAAAGAAGUGCCUUUUACAUGGAAGAGAAAGGUAACCUAUGAGGAGAGAGAGACACACUGGCCCCGCCCACUUAUUCUGUCACUUGCCCUCUGGCAGCCAGGGAAUUCACGUCACGUCUGUCAAUCACAGGGCCAGGAACCAAUCCUGGUGCCAGGGAACCAUGUUAGUUCCGUCCUCCCAGAUCAGCACUACUGGCACAUAGUGGACCAUGCCGAUAGGUCAUAGGUCACGGUCUGGAGGUGACACAGGCUCAUCAACGAGCCAGUCGCAGAUGAGGACAUGGAGUGUCAGUGGAGGAGAUGGACCUAUUGGCAGAUGCGUGAGGUACCGGGCCGGGUCGUUAAGGGUGUUGACAAUCAGAUGUAAGAUGUCAUUCCCUCUGUCACUUUAUUAAGGUUUUGGCAUAUCAUGCAAGUUUUCAAUGCAAGCAUAGAAAGGCAUAUCUCCCCCACCUAACCCCCCUCAGAUGUUUUAGUAUAACUUUGAUCCUGGAAUAAUUUCCAUAAAUAAUUAAAAGAUUGCUGUAGAUGGAACUCUAUGCGGCGCAAAAGAUUAACCAGUUUACGUAUGCAGGAGAUAUCAGUCACAUUUAUAGCAUCAUCAAACCAGAAUUAUACACUGGGUGGUUCGAGCCCUGAAUGCUGAUUGGCUGACAGCCGUGGUAUAUCACACCGUUGCAUCGUCCCUAAGAACAGGCCUUAGCCGUGGUAGAUUUGCCAUAUACCAACUCCCCCUCGUGCGUUAUUGCUUAAAUAUACACUUCUGAGGCGACUACUAGCGUUUGGGAUAAAUGCACUAGCAGGCAGGUUGUUUUUAAUUUUAGAAUAGCCUGAGAAUUCAUAUUUCAUAGUAGAUAUACUGUAAAUGAAUUGUAUUAUAUAAACAAAAAUAAACUUUGUAAAGAGAUGUUCUAUAUUUUGUAAUUAUGUACCAUUUCAAAAGAAGGUCAGCAAUACACACCCUAAUGAAUCCUAUUAUGCUACCAGGAAAGAAGAUCGCUGGUGUUAUUAUUUUAUUAGGUACAAUAUUCUGAGAUGAAUUGGCCUUUUCUUUGUUAUUGCUCAUAUGCAUCCUUGACUGGUCUGUGAAACCAUUUUGUUCUUGGUGUAACAACACAGCUGCACAAGAUAUGCAAAUGUAUUUGUUAUUUUACUUGUUUUAUGAGCGAGCAUAAGAACACUAUGUUUUACUCCAACCACACCAAUACCAGUACCACAACGUUAAAUCCCCCCUUAUUAAGAGCAUCUUUGUAGGACUUGAACUUAGCUACGGCUCAAGGAUCUACUCUACCUUAAUAAAGAUGUGAUGAUAAACAUUUGUGUUUGCAUAUGUUGUGCAGGGCAGGUGUACAGCACAGGAAGGUCAAAUGUCUAGUGCAUUGACAAUGCUGCUUCAUUCACCCAUUUUGAAAUUCAUUCUACAACUUUAUUAGUUUCAUCUAUCCCAACUGAAAUGCCUUCUGCUGCUGAAAGAAAACUAUAUGAUCAAAGAAGUGAGAUGAACAGGAAUCUCUGUCGUUCUCGAUGCUUGUAUUGGGAUUUUUCCUCAAUAUAUGAUUUAUAUAAGUUAAUUCCACUGAUCCUUUCAAACUGAAUCUUCCUAAUCACUUGGCCUUCAUGUUGUUGCUGUGUGUGAGGCUUUUGACAGACUGAGCCUGUGUAAGCUAGGAUAGACAGGAGUUGCAUGGUGGCUGACUGGUGAGGCAGGUAUUCAUCGGGGAUGUUCACAGGACAGAUGAGCCCAUGAUGAGGCAUCAUAGUCACGGUGGGUCCACAGUCUCUACCAUUGUUCUCUUUUUCUGUUGUGUUGUCGUGUCUUAUUGGGUCUGAUGUGUUUAAGAUGGAGAUAGGCUAAGCAAUACUAACCCUCACUCUCUCAGCAUCUCUCUCUCUGGCUUCUCUCUGCAUAUACUAUACCUCGUGGUGGUCCAACACCGUCUGGGGAAAACAUAUCAGCCUCUCUCUCAACCAACCAGUCUCUUUCCCACAGCGAGCUUCCCCUUCCAAUGAGAAGGGAGCGUUUGUACUACGGCUCAUCUUUACGAGAACUCCACUCUUGUUGCUAUUGAGGAAAAAUGAAUGCGCCACAAAAUUACUUUACACAAACAGACAAAAUAUAGACUAUGAAGGAUCGCGCUUUUUUCAGGCGCUGCCCUGGAGAUUUUGAAUAAGUACAGAUGAUGGGUAGGUGAUGAGACGUGGGAUCUGUAGUUCAUGAGUGUUUGAUUUGUAGUUCAUGAGUUCGCACUGCGUUCUCAGUCAACCGAAUACUGUCGUGAAAAUGUAGGUUUUCCACUUUGUGUGCAUAUUGAAAGGGCUCUUUGAAUCGUUUGUGAGUUUAAAAAAAAUGUGUUCUGGUCUUUCUGUUGAUAACUAUCUUGUGAAAGGACCAAUGCGAAUUCCAGUCACAUUGUACUAUUCGUAGCAAUUACUGAUAAACUGAAAAUAUGCAUUAUUUUGUAAACACUUGUGUUAAACUAAAGAUAAAACCAACUUACUUUUACCUCAUGUCAGGGAUUCCUGAAAAAAGAAAAGAGACAAUUAUUUGGUUCUAUACCAAUGGUAUUUCAAUAUUAGCACAUAGCUGUUUGUCUUUGCACAAGUAACUGUAUAGUACUAUUGUUUCUCAUUUUUUCUAUACAAAUGUUUGUGUAUUAAGGUGAGACAAUUUUGUACUUUUUUGUGACUGUGUGUAUGGUUUAGUGAAAUCUAUAUUUGUCAUUUACACCUCACCUUAGAUUGCUGGGACAGAAAAAAAUAUGAAAGAAAAUAAUUUCAAGGUGCACUGUUCCUUUGUUUGCGGGUUAAAAAUGGUAAUGUACCAGUGGUAAUAUACCAGUUUACAGAGAAAGACUUGUUGAUUUAAACAUUUUGAUUAGUUUUCAUUCUAUUAUUAUAAUUAUUAUGAUUACUAUUACUACUAUUACUGUUAUUAAAUAUGUAUUAAAAUUGAAGAGAUCAUGUUAAAUAUGUACACAUGUAUGGAAAGACCCAUGGUAAUGUUCUCUACUUGAAAGUCCAAAAGAUUAGCUCUGUAAUGUUUUUAUUCAGUAAACAUGAUUUAUCUUAGUAGCAAAUGCUUUAUUAUGACCCUCUAGUUUUUUUUAUCAAUACAUUUUUUGUAUUUUCCCAUUUUAUUUUGGCCUUGAAUUCAUUUGAAUCGAUAAUAUUUUAUUUUCUAAUGAUUAUUACUGAAUAAACUU